Suillus clintonianus is the source of this 1177-nucleotide messenger RNA. RefSeq lists its product as uncharacterized. The record is from RefSeq and is a predicted model, not a curated record. The coding region runs from base 130 to 1077 and encodes 315 amino acids. The transcript is spliced from 3 exons. NCBI's taxonomy places the organism in Eukaryota, Fungi, Basidiomycota, Agaricomycetes, Boletales, Suillaceae. Gene Ontology annotation, molecular function: protein binding.
CUGCCUUCCGAAUACUUGGAUCUCAAGGUAUUCUUUUGGAAACACUUGCGCUGUGGAGGUUGAAAGGGCGAUUGACAUCUAAGACUAUUUUGAAAUACAGAACCGCUCGAUUCGACUUCUGCCACGUACAUGACCUUGGUUUCGUCGUCAGUCAUGGCGGACACCGAGGAAAUCACCACUGCUCAAGCGCCAUUCGAUGACCAUAACUGUGACAUCAUCCUCCGUUCAAGCAAUGGUGUCGACUUCCAUGUCUUCAAGCUCAUUCUUGCGCUCGUGUCACCCGUGUUCAAAGACAUGUUCACGCUACCACAGAGCGAAUCACAGUCAGACGUAUCGUCCGUACCUGUCGUUACUGUGGCUGAGAGCAGCACGACCCUCGAAUCACUUCUUCUACUCUGCUAUCCUGCUACAACCCCAACCUUCGACGGCUUGGAUGAUGCAAAGGCUGUGAUGGAAGCAGCUAGGAAGUAUGACAUGCAAGCGGCUCUCAGCCGUGCAGGAGACAUCACAAUGGCCCAGUUUUUACCAAACCACUUUCUCGAGCUAUACGCUCUCUCUUGUCGAUUCGGGUGGGAGCAUCAUGCGCAGACAGCCGCUACACAGGCCCUUACGAUCAAAAAUCUAGGACGGCCCAGCAAUAAAUUUGAUGGUAUGCGGGACAUCAACGCUUUGGAUCACCACAGGCUCCUCGAAUACCAUUAUAAAUGCGGUGUCGCUGCUCAAGCAGUCGGAAGCUCUCUUUCCUGGCUAGGGUUUUCGUCUAGACAGAUGCAACUGUGGAGGCACUGCAGUUGCAGAAGUGGAACGGAUGCCAUGAUAGUUCAGGCAGACUUCGGAAAUAUCAAGGUCGCCCCGUGGUUCUAUGAGUAUCUGGUUUCAAGUGGGAAGGAGUUAUUGGCAAAACCAUGCAACUCGACAUUAUGGGAGUUGGCGUCUUACAAUCGCGCUAUUACCAAAGCGACUGAGUGCAUCUACUGCCGGAGCACGGUCGUCGAGAAUAUGGACAGAUUCCGUGUUUUGUAUAUCGCACAAGUUAAAAAAGUGGUUGCGACUGUGAGAUUGGAGGCUUCUGAUUAAAUUCCUUCCCGUCGUGUUCUGCAUAAUACGAUAGCUGGCGUUGUGUAGGAUACUUAGGCUGUACUGUAGUAAGUUGGCGACAGUGGCUGAUAGAGGCUGU